CUUUUUCGGCAGAGGCGGGAGCGCGGAAAGAGGCGCAGCCGAAGUGGAGCGCGAAGAGAGAAGGUGCUCGGGAGCGCUCGGCAUCACACUGCGAGGAAAAUGCGUUUUCGGCCACCCGUCAUCUCCGUGCAACGCGUCUGCCAAAAAACCGCAAACAUCCUCGAUAUACUGAAGGACAGUAAUUCACUGAGCUCUUAAUUCCCAUUCUCUGCAUAGUAGCAAGUGUCUGGAUACUUUUCCGUAAUAACGGAUUACCUGAGCAAACUUACAAAGGCUGCUGCAAAGCACUUGGAGAGGUGCUGAAAAAACGACAAUGGAUCUUCGGCUCCUUGCUUUGUGGACUGUCAUAAUUGGUAUGGCGCAGUGCUGCCCAGAGUCAUGCAUCUGUCAAGACAAAUAUGCUCAUCAGUUUGCUGAUUGUGCUUACAAAGACCUGCUGGCAGUACCUGUAGGACUACCAUCCAAUGUGACAACCCUCAGUCUUUCUGCUAACAAAAUCACCCUGCUGAAAUCAAAGUCCUUUGCGAAUGUCACUCAAGUAACUUCGCUGUGGCUGGCACACAAUGAGAUUGUCACUAUAGAAAGUGGCACUCUGGCACCUCUGGUCCAGUUACGGAACCUGGAUCUCAGCCACAACAAAAUUGUGAACUUCCCUUGGGAAGACCUCUACAACCUCUCUGCCUUGCAGCUGCUAAAAAUGAACAACAACGAAAUGGUCAAUCUGCCCAAGGAUGCAUUCGCCACUCUGAAAGAUCUGAGAUCACUCCGUAUCAAUAACAACAAGUUUACAACAAUUGUGCAGGGGACAUUUGAUGCCCUGAGCUCCAUGUCACACCUUCAGAUCUACAACAAUCCUUUCACCUGUUCGUGCACCCUAGAAUGGUUAAGGGACUAUAUUGCUGAAACCAAAAUUUCUAUUCCCGAGCAGAAUUCCAUUGUCUGCGAGUCCCCUGCACAGCUGAAGGGGACAUUAUUAAUGAAAGUACCUAAGUUAGAAUGCUUGGCUCCAACCGUUAGCAUAAGCUACCAGCCCAACAUUGAAAAUACUGAGCUCUAUGAGGGUUUCAUGUUGAUCUUGAACUGUGAGACCAAGGGCAACCCUAGACCAAAUGUCGCGUGGAAGAUCCGUGCGGGAAACCAAGACAUUGAGCUCAGUUUACCAGGUACAACGAAUGAAAAAAAUGACCUGCCUGUGGAUACUAAAAUGGCUGAUAAUCGCUUCUUGGUGUUUCAAAAUGGCACCCUCAUCAUCCCCCGUAUGAGCAAGAAGGAAGACGGAAACUACAGCUGCUCAGCCGUCAAUGAGUUGGGAAAAGCUGAGAGCACUGUAAAAGUGGUAGUUGCAGGUACUAAGAAGCAGGCAAAAAAUUCCAUGCUUGAUCCCACGGGACAGAAGAUCAGUCCAGCUGGACGUGUGCCUGGUCCUAAGACCUCAAAAAACAGUGUGAUAAAUUGGCCUACGUCUGAGGAAAAGAGGAAGAUCAUUCCGACUGGGUCAACUUAUAUCACUGUGGAUACUGCAGAGACUGGCAAGAGUCCUAUGGAACCAACGUUUGCCAGCAAAUGUGGCAUAAGUGAUGGCACCCUGUACAUUUCUAACCAUGCAUUCAAUAUGAGCUUAGAUGAGCUAAAGCAGUACACCUUUGAUUUUGGAGUCAUUGCGCUGGAAGUGUCAGAGACUGAGGCUAAGGUUCAGUUGAAUCCUCUGCACCUACCUAGUGCUAAAACUAAUCUGCACCUCAGCCCAUCUCAGGAGCUCGAAACUGUGAAUAAAGAACCAUCCAAUUUGUACCAGGCAUCCCCUAAAAAGCUGCCACUUGACAUGUUGUACUUAUGUGUGAAUACUGGCAACGGACACUCUGUGGUUCAGUGGUCCAAGAUCGAAGAUGGCAUCAAUGCUUAUCGUUUCCAAGGCUUACAGCCGGGCACAAAUUACACACUCUGUCUCACCUAUGGCGGCUCCGAUUGCCACGUCCAGGUUGUUUUUACCACCAGGAAAAAAAUCCCUUCCUUGCUCAUCAUAGUUGUGGUCAGUGCAUUUUUGCUGGCCCUAGCCACGGUUCCCCUGCUGGGGGCUACCUGCUGCCAUUUACUGUACAAAUACCAAGGCAAGACAUAUAAACUGAUCAUGAAGACACAAAAUCCAGAUCAGAUGGAGAAGCACAUGGCUGCUGACUUUGACCCCAGGUCGUCCUUUGUUGAGUCUGAGAAGAACUUCAACCCAAGUGAGCAAGGUGAGGGAGAAGGGGAGGAAGGUGAGGGAGAAGGGGAGGUUGAAGGCAGCGUAGUGGCCGACUCCAUCGUGGGUUCGCAGUCCAAAACCAACCAGGAAGAGUUUGAAGUGGGUUCCGAAUACAGCGAUCGAUUACCGCUUGGGGCAGAGGCCGUGAAUAUCUCCGAAGAGAUCAACGGCAAUUAUAAGCAGCCAGCUCGCUGACAGCUUGGCUGGACAGAGUCAGCAACACAGCUCCUCUCAGACAAGUUUGAAACCAGGUAAUUUACCCAUCAUAUCAUAAUGUGCAGACGACCUGCCUGAAGCAUUUGGCGAGAGUCGCCAGCGAUCAGCUAAGAAUCGAUUAUGAUGUAUUAUAUGUCCCCGUGAGAAACCAAGUAUUUAAACGCUCUUUAUGGGAAUGUCUGACAUAAAGCGAAGGUACAUUUCUCGGAGGGAGCACCUUGCUUGCGGAGAAAGCGCCCUGUGUGUGAACACACCUGUAUAAAGACAUCAGACAUCGUUUGCGUCUUGAACUAGAGGCACUUUUGUCGUUUGUCAUUUAAUCGUUGCCAUUGAUUGAUGUAGUAAAAUGAAGAUGAAAAAUAAGUGAGAAGACAAUGAGGGAAAAAAUUUGCCUUUAGUUCUAUAAUGUAGGGGAGCAAAGGCUAGUCGUUUUAGGGCUGUUUCCGAGGGUUGCUGCGCUCACAUGCGGCACUUCCCUGCGUCUGUGCGUUAAUAUAUUGAUUAUUGAUAAUUAUGUAAAAUGUAAAAAAAAGGCGGGAAUUUCACUUUUACCGAAACCAGGGGCAAUUUCCAAGAAAACCACCAACAGACAGACAAGCUUGGUUCAAUAACUCCACAAAGGCGUGAUUUUAACCUCUUUACAAUCAACUGGUGCUUCACAUCUUCCUCGCUUUUCUCGGAUUAUAAACGUGUCCUCUCUUUUCUAGAGAUGUUGUCCGUAGCAUGUCACACAUAUGUAUUUUCAUGUGUGUUUUUGAUAGCAUAUUAGGAAGUAUAGAUAUACUUAAUGUCAUGAUGUGAUGUAAAGCCCGGUAUUAAAAAAAAAAAAAAAAACGAACAUGUUCUCCUAUUUGUCUAUGAAAAUAAAAAAGGUCAGUUUAACGCUGACGAAAAAAGUAAUGUAAUGCAUCCGAGCAAAUCACUGGCUUCAGGUGUGCUGUAAAUCGACUCCGUCAUUGUUGGCUUUAAUCGACUAUGUCCGACGAUAUUUUAAAGAUCCCUUUUAACCUUUUUGAUAUAAUUUUAUGUACGUGAAGUAAAUAAUAAAGUUCUUGGAAAAGGGAACACUGUGUGGUCCGUUUCCGUGACGAAAUCUUCCCUUAAGUGCUAGUUUUUCACUGUAAUGUUUUUUUUUUUGAAUGUGCAAAGCUCAAAAAUCUUCGAUUGCCACAAGACAAAUAAAAUAUUUCAGUUUCCAAAAGUGGGAAAACAGCUGGUAUUUGACUGCACGUAGCGCGUUAUUGCUGGGCGUUGUCCGGCUCGUGGCCACACUGAUAUUCAUAACUGAAUUAUAGCCCAUCAUCAUGUUAUGAACUGGAGCACGUAACACACUACCAGUACACUGUACAGCACCGCCUUCGGUAGAACCAGGGGUUGUGACCCUCCCAAGUCAAUAUACCCCUGUGGUCCUUUGUUCUUCUUGCCGGAGUCUCGCGCUUUGCCUUCUUUUCUCACCAUUCCAUCAUUUUGCCAGAAACAAAUUGGGCUCAAUGCCUGGAGAACCUGCAAUCGGCACUAAUUUAAAAACCUAAAAACUGACUGUUAAACGUUUCAUGCAUGUUAAGUUUUUUUCCCCUCCCCAAGACCAGUUAUAUUAAGACUUAAGUGUAUUGUUCUAAACACCACUGAAAAAGAAAGCGACUGACUGCUAAGAUGUAAAUCUAGGUAGUUACAAAAUAGCUAAGAGGUUACCAUUUAUUAUGUUUAAUUUCUGAAAUAAGCAUCACAUCUGCAUCCAUCCUAGUGAAAAUGUGAGGACACUUGAUGGCCAGUUGGCACACGGAGCAGUCCGCCACGCUGACGGGUGGAAUGGCGCUGUCCCUCUUCCUUGUAGCAUCCUACGUUUAAAACUAUGCAGUGUCUUUUAUGCUGAUCAAUAUACCACCUGUUGAAACCACACGGUAUGAAAACAUGGGAGAGAGGAGGG
Scleropages formosus (Asian bonytongue) is the source of this 4385-nucleotide messenger RNA. RefSeq names its product immunoglobulin superfamily containing leucine-rich repeat 2 (gene islr2). The record is from RefSeq and is a predicted model, not a curated record. The transcript is spliced from 2 exons. The coding region runs from base 314 to 2437 and encodes 707 amino acids. Gene Ontology annotation, molecular function: protein binding. NCBI's taxonomy places the organism in Eukaryota, Metazoa, Chordata, Actinopteri, Osteoglossiformes, Osteoglossidae.